Messenger RNA from Antechinus flavipes (yellow-footed antechinus), 6792 nucleotides. RefSeq names its product Ras association domain family member 8 (gene RASSF8). The record is from RefSeq and is a predicted model, not a curated record. The transcript is spliced from 5 exons. NCBI's taxonomy places the organism in Eukaryota, Metazoa, Chordata, Mammalia, Dasyuromorphia, Dasyuridae. Gene Ontology annotation, biological process: signal transduction. The coding region runs from base 1702 to 2961 and encodes 419 amino acids.
AAGUUAAAUAAUUAUACUAUAAUAUUAAAGUUAUAUUUCAGAUAGAUAAGUAAUAUAAAUAGAAAAUUUCAUGUCAUUUCAAGAAUAGAUAGAUAUGAAAGUUCAUCUUGUUCACAGUAAAUAGUUUGUUUGGCACUCACUAUAUUCCAGACAUUGUACUAAAUGUUUUACAAUUAUCAUAUUAAACUGAGAGGUAUUUACAGGUGAAGAAACUGAGGUAAAUAAAAGAUCAAGUGGCUUGCCCAGGGACAUAUACUAGUAAGUGUCAGAGACUGGAUUUGAAGCCAGGUCUUCCGGGAUCUAGGCCUGAUAUUCUAUUUACUUAGUGGGAUUGUGGAUUAUCCCAUCCUCCUGGAAAAUAGUUUGAUAUUAUGCAGAAAUCUUUGACUUUGAACCAUGUUCAUGACAGGAAAAGUAAUAACAAAAAAUACUAAGAUAUUUGCCCCAGCAUUACUAGCGACAAAUAAUUAUGGAAACAAAUUUUGUGUACUGAAUUGGGCAUAUACCUAAAAAAAAGUGGCUUAUGAAUCUGACUUUAAAUUUAAAUUUAAAGUAAAUUCACUUUAAAUAGUGACAAAUUAAUCAGAGAAACAUGAAAGUUUGUAUAUUUCAUUCAGAUAAAAGAAAGCCAAAUAAUAAUAAAACAUAAAUGAUGUAAACAAAAGUAAUAUAUUAAAGCAGAAGAAAAUUAAGAUCAGAUGUAAUGGCCAGUGUUGGCUCUAGACAGUUGAAAUUGGCAAGGGAUCAGGGAAGGAAGGAUGGGAAAAGUAGUACAGAGUUCUGGGCCAAAACCAUAGGUUCCUGCUGACUGAAAUUAUAAAUUUCUUAAUUUCAGUAGUUAAAGACAGCACAUCCAAAAGGAGAGGCAUUAAGUGAAAGUCCAGAUAAUAAAGAAUAAUCUGGAUAUCCCAAUAUUGUAUAUUCCAGGAAGAAUUUACCACUUGGGAAAAAAGGGGUCCAACGAGGAAGGAAGCAGCUGAAACACCCUCUUCUUCUUUGGAAGCCAUUUUCAUUUUUUCUUCUCUUCAAUGAACGAUACUAGAUUUUUGGUGUUAAACAACAAAAAUAGGAUUCUUCCUUUCCCCUUUGCAUUAGGCAAGAUUCCAAUUAUUAACACACUAGCUGCCCUUAAGAAAGUUACUGCAGUAUUGUGUUUAGUUCCAGGCAGUUGAAAAGGAGGUGCAAGGUCAUUUCUGGAACAUCUUGGUCACAUCAAAUGACUUACAAACAAACUUCUCAAACUCUAUUUGCAAAGGUACAGAAUGGUGUAAAAAAAAAAAAAAAAAAAAAAAAUUUAAAUAAACAUCCUGUAGGGAAUGCCUUCAGAUGGUUAAUAAAGUAUAGAGUAUAGGAUAAAAGUUGAGUCUGGAAAGUGAGAACUGGAAUGAUUGUUGUGAAAGCUACUUGAAUUUCAAACCAGUAGUUUUUUUUGCCCUUUGCCAUUCCUAAAUUAAAAGAGGACAAAUUUGCAUUUUUAAGCUAAAGAUUAGCCAAAGUUGUAAAACAUUUUGUACUUUUUCAGGUGCCUGUAGCUACUCCCAAAAUAUCCAACCACACUGAAGAGUGCCUCAUUUUCAUUUCAAAUUCUUGAUGUGAGCUGACCCCAGAUGUUCUGCCUUUUCAUCAUUUUGGUGACUAUAGAUAUGACCUGAAAACUAGAUGACUAGGUUUAUAGCUCCUGCAUGAUUGGCUGUCUGCACCAUGGAACUCAAAGUAUGGGUGGAUGGAGUCCAAAGGAUCGUUUGUGGGGUCACUGAAGUCACAACUUGCCAAGAGGUUGUAAUAGCUUUAGCUCAAGCAAUAGGUCGAACCGGAAGAUACACACUAAUAGAAAAAUGGAGAGAUACAGAGAGGCACUUAGCACCUCAUGAAAAUCCAAUCAUUUCAUUAAACAAAUGGGGACAAUAUGCCAGUGAUGUUCAACUGAUAUUACGUCGCACAGGGCCAUCUCUUAGUGAGAGGCCAACUUCAGACAGUGUUGCUCGAAUACCUGAGAGAACUUUAUAUAGACAGAGCUUGCCCCCCUUGGCUAAACUGAGGCCUCAGAAUGACAAAUCAAUAAAAAGGCGAGAGCCAAAAAGGAAAUCUUUGACAUUUACAGGAGGUGCCAAAGGACUCAUGGACAUUUUUGGAAAAGGUAAAGAAACAGAGUUUAAGCAAAAGGUUCUCAGUAACUGUAAGACGACAGCAGACGAAUUAAAAAAGUUGAUCCGCCUUCAGACAGAGAAGCUUCAAUCCAUUGAGAAGCAGCUUGAGUCCAGUGAUGUGGAAAUUAGAUACUGGGAACAAAAGUACAAUUCUAACCUGGAAGAAGAAAUUGUUCGUCUUGAGCAGAAGAUCAAAAGAAAUGAUGUAGAAAUUGAAGAGGAAGAAUUUUGGGAAAAUGAAUUACAGAUCGAACAAGAAAAUGAGAAACAGCUGAAGGAUCAACUUCAGGAGAUAAGACAGAGGAUCCUAGAAUGUGAAGGCAAAUUAAAAGACUAUUUAGCUCAAAUUCAUAGUAUGGAAAAUGGACUAGAGGCAGAAAAGUUACACCGGGAAGUACAAGAGUCACAGGUCAAUGAAGAAGAAGUAAAAGGAAAGAUUGGGAAGGUUAAAGGAGAAAUUGAUAUUCAAGGACAACAGAGUCUGAGAUUGGAAAAUGGCAUUAAAGCUGUAGAAAGAUCUCUAGGACAAGCCACCAAAAGGUUACAGGACAAAGAACAGGAACUAGAACAGUUGACUAAAGAACUUCGGCAAGUCAAUCUUCAACAAUUUAUACAACAGACAGGAACAAAGGUUACAGUUCUACCAGCAGAGCCCAUUGAAGUGGAAGCCUCGCAUGCAGACAUAGAAAAGGACACAGCUUUCCAGUCUGGAUCCUUAAAACGGCCUGGUUCUUCUCGGCAGCUCCCCAGUAACCUUCGGAUUCUUCAGAAUCCAAUUUCAUCUGGCUUUAAUCCUGAAGGCAUAUAUGUAUAAUAAUAGCCGCCACUUUGGGAAAGGACCAGUAAAGGUACCACAGGACCGUACCAUUUUCUUCUCUUGGAAUAGUGCCAAUGAUGUGUGGAAGAAGUAUUUCAUAAGCCACUGUAUCUUUUGUUUUCUCCCCCAUCUUGCAAAUACUUGGAGCCAUACCCAGUGCACUGAUGCAGAUGAACAAAGGAACUGUGUUUCUGAAUAUCAACAGUGUUGAAGUUUCUGUCCAGCAGCUGUAAUGCAAAGCUGUCAUUUUUAUUUGUAGCAUUUUAAAAGCUUUAGGAAAAGUAUUAUUCUGUGUUUAUACAUAAAUAAAACAGUGUCUGAAGAGAAUGGAAGAAAAAAUGUGACUGACUUAAAAGUUUAAUUUAUUCCAUUGAAGUGAUGGAUGCCUGAAUGUUAAUGUUUUAAUUUUUUUUUUUUUUUUUUUUGCUGUUGCUUGUGACUGAUUACUUAAAAUAUUGUAUGAACCUGAAUGUGUGUAUAUGUGUCCAGACUUCACUUAUACCUUUAUUCAUAAUAACAGAAAUGUUGUGGGGUGCUCUCUUUUGCAUUAUUGCUAAAAGAACCAUUUUGUACGUGUUGUGUGGGUGGUCUCAUCCUUUUCUUGAGACACAUUUUGGGGGAGUAAUAUGGCAUUAGCUUGGUCAAUUCAUUUUUUUUUUAAAUCUGGAGAGUUUAGCCUUCUUUGAGGAUUUUCCAGGACAUGAAGGAGAAUGCACUAGAUAGAAAUAUUUUUAUUAUAUAGAAUGUAUAUUUGUAAGUUUCUGCCAUAUUUCAGACCCUAUUGGACAAAAAAGUGAUUAUUAAAUAUCUUACCAAAUAGAUUUGGGAUUAUAUGUGGAUUUAUUUUUAUCAGCCCCCCAUUUUUUUUUGAAAAAAAAAUUGUUCUCAUUAACCCUUAGGAUAUUAAAAUACAAUUGUAGAUUAAGGUCAUCUCUAUAUUGAAUGUGACUAAAUGAUGCCUCCUUUUAAAAGCCCGCUUCAUAUGUAGGGCCUACCGAAACAGAUAAUAUGAAUGUUACUUUCUGGAUAUAGGUAAUUAUAGAUGCUGGGUCACUGUGCCUUCUUAAUCACUUAGGCAAAGAGAAGGAAGAACCGGGGGUCAAUACAUCCUACUGGGAAGAAAAAUAUGAAUUCAGCACUUGUUUAAAAGUUUUAAAGUAUUGCUGAUGAAACAUCAUGUUUCAAUUUAUAUGUUCCACUUAAUAAAACCAAAAAUAGUGUAAUUACCCCCAAAUAAAAUAAAUGACUGCCUAAAAUUCACAACUAAUACUCUAAUGUAUGUUACUUGUUAGCACUUUUACAUUCCCUAUGACCAAAAUCCAGCAUUUCAUAAAGCUUUAAUCUAUAAAAGAAUGAUUUUUUUUUUAAUCUGGAAAACAUGCACUCUGUUUUAUUUCCUUAGCAAAACAAAAGCUUGUUUCAAUGUUUUUAAAACAAUUACCCAAAGCAGAUUUUGGCCUAUUCCUGAAGGGGAAGUUUGGAUCUUAAAAGUUGUAAAUUCAUUAAUAUCAUAAACACAUGACUGUUAAACUUCCUAAGAAAAAAUGAAAGAGGCCAUAAUAUACCUAGGUUCUUUCCAAGGAAAUUCAGUCCUUGAAGCAAAAUUAAUUUCACUGAUCCAGAUAAAUUGGAAAGUGUCAAAUAAUCUCCUUAGCUUCUACCUCUCCAAAAUGAUUCAAAAUGCUUGUAUCUGAUAUUUGCCACUAUUACUGAAAAUAAUUGGUUUAUAUCACUAUAUUUUGGAAUAACCGGGAUAUUGCUUGGGCCUUCACAAUUUUGUUCUCAGUUUACAUUAGUAUCUUUUCCUUCAGUACUUUUUUCUUUUUCAUUAGAAAAUUGGGAGUAUUUUAAAAGUCAUCAUUUGGGGACUAUAUAUUUCGAGAAAAAUACUGGAAGAUGUACACCCAAAUAUAUGCCUUACUACUUUUUAUCUAGAGACCACUUAUUCACAAGGAAAAGUCUUCUUGAUUAUUAACUCUUAAUGCAAAAUACAAUUUAAUGAAAGAAUAUAUAGAAAAUUAAGAAGUAAAGAGAAAAUUGAAAGUGGCAUAUAAUCAUAUACAUUAAUAUGAAUGCUUUCUGAGACUUCUGGAAAGCUGGACAUGAGACUCUCUAUCCUCAUCAUCAUUCUCAAAAACAUCAAUGUUCCUUUCUGAAUAGAAAGUAUAAAGUAGCCAUGUAUUUAAACCUUUCUCAUGGCUCCACAAGUAUAUGGAGAGACCCUUUUAAAAAGGGAAAGGGGAAUGGUUAAGAAUCCAUUUUCCUUAAAUAAUUUGGAAAACUUUGAAUUCCAAGCCCAAUCAUUUAACCUGCCAUGUACAAAAAUGGCCAUGUCUUUGGCUUAAAAAAAAAAAAAAAGAAACUAACUUGCAAACUUGAAUAGCAUAGAUUACAGAAUUUAUGUUUACAUGCUUUUUAUAUUAUCUGGCUAUUUAAUAUUAUACACUAUUUUAAUACAACAGAUUGCCUUCAAAUUUGUGUUUUACUAAAACUUUCAGAAACAGGGCACUGCAAAAUCUUUUCUACUAAAAACUAAGUUGAAAAAACAUUGGCAUACUUGCCUCUGGGUGUCCCUUAUUCUAUGAAAAUUGCCAAUACAUGUGCCUAAGUGGUUUUGUUGUGCUUAUAAGAGAUUUUUUUGUUCACCAGCAUCUGCUUUUCCUUUCAAUGCACAAGGGACAUAUGUGUAAUUUCAAUUAGCAUUAAUGGAAGUUGCAUAUACAAAUCCCUUGUUCAUCAGUACUAAGAAUCAGUAGGUCAUUGUUUAAAGAGAAAAGAGACUAACAAAAGGAAAAUAGGAUCAAAUUAGAAACGUAUUUAAGAAGGAGCAAAAACUGGGACCAUUUCACAACUAACUAUGGUACCUGCUUUAAAAAAUUUUCUUGUGAAAAGGAACAAAUGGUCUUUAGAUAAAGUGAUGUGUAUAUCAUUCCAGGUUUAGAACUAUGAUCGAUCUGAAUCUAAAACUUUUGAUUUCAGAGGGUGCAGAAGGAAGUGAGACAAUGGGCAAAUUCUAGUGUUCCUUACCUUUACAUAAUUGGGCCUUAAUUACCUAUGUAAAUAAAUGGUUUUCAUAUCCUCUCCCCAAGUUGUUAUGGCCUAUAUUGUAUUAAAAUAGCAAAGAAGUGUUACUUUUAUAUUAUGUCCAUUAAAAAAAAAAAACAUUGCAUGUUUAUACUAUUUGCUACAGUAUUUUAACAUUUUGGAUAAAGGCCAUCAGCUGUAUGGAGAAGACAAAAACAAUCACUAUUUAUUCAGUAUUACUGCUUUAUGUUUUCAGAAUGAAGCUUUCAAUGCUAAUACAGUGAUUUCUUGAAAGCUGCAGUAGCUGUUUUAAUGCAUUUUAUAUAUUUUUAGAAACCAAAAUAAAUGCAGAUAACUAUUUAGUAUAUUAUGUUAAACCAGCAGAGAUAUAAUGGCAAUAAAAUAUAUACAUGUUAUAAAUAUAUCUAUAUAUAUGAAUAGGGAAAGGGGAAAGAUUUUAAAAUAGGUUUACAACCAAACAUGGUAUCCGUCUGAAAUAUAAUUUCUCAUAUCCCUCUUUUUUUUUUUAUUGUAAGGUACUUGAUUAGAAUAUUUCAGUUGUUGCUGCUUUACACAGAAAAUGCCAUGUUCACUAAUUGUGAAUACAGGAAAACAGCUUUUUCGUGCUGCUUUGCUUAAAUAUAAAUCACAGUUCUGUAAUCUGUAUUAUAUGUAAUUAUUCUUUUCUUUUGACUGUCAUUUCAAAAAUGUAUAUUUUCUGAUUAUUAUCAUGAAUUGUUAAUGCUAUAAAAAACAAAGGAUAAAUAUCUGAUAUUCUCCUAUAUAAUAAAUUCCCAUGAGUAA